CAUAGUCCCACUGAUAUCGCAGUACAACAGGUUUCUCGACGUUCACACUUCGAAGAUCUUGUUUACAUCCUGACUGCUGUGAAUGCACCGCGAAAAAAUAUCAGUGUGUUAUUGUGUUUUCAUUCCAGAUGACUGAACUAAUCCUAUUUUGCUUAGCACUGGUAAUAUUUACAGCUGCAUACCUAUACUAUCGUAACCAAAAUUCUCUCCCCGGACCCUGGAAUUUACCAAUAAUCGGCUACUUACACAAAAUAGAUCCAAAAGCGCCUCAUUUGACGUUUUCCAAGCUUGCCGAAAAAUAUGGUCCAAUCUACAGACUCAAACUGGGACUGAUAGACACCGUAUUUAUCUCUGACGGAAAAUUACUGAAAAAGGUAUUUAAAGGAAAAGGUAAACUACACCACGAAAAUAGGAACGUAAUUUUUUUUUCAACCAUCAGAAAUAACAUGCAGUCCUCUGUAUCAGGUGCCACCAAAGCGUCACCAAACAAAAAAUUACUGGAAAACCAAAUGAGACAGUGUGCUGAAGAAUUUAUCCAAUUUGUUCAGAAUCAAGGAAACCCUGUGGCUAUAAAUCCAACAGAAGCAGUAAUAAACUACGUGUCUACCAUCACAAGUACCUUAUUUUUAGGGACACGUGACAAACAAUUCUUGAAAACUUUGACACAUAAUUAUGACAGACUGAUAAAAGAAACACAGUUCACCGGACCUUUGAAUUUCUUACCAUUUUUGCGUUAUAAAAACUUCGCCCUUAAGAACUUGGUAAAUCUUGUCGACGCCUUUAUGGAACAAAAAUCUAGGUCCAAAUCCGACAAAGUGUACAAUUCUGACCAACUGAAACAUCUUUUAUCCGACAUGUUUGGUGCGUCUACUGAAACUACUGUUACUUCGAUUCUGUGGACUUUGUUCUACUUGGCACACUUCAAAGAAGUCCAAAAUAGAGUUCGAAAAGAAAUUUUGGAUUUUCUGCAAGAUAGACCUCCACGGAUGGACGAUUUGUCAAAACUGCCGUUUACAGAAGCCACUUUAGCUGAAGUAGCUAGAAUAAGGACUGUGGUUCCCGUGGGACUUCCGCAUUCCACGUCGGAAGAUAUACAUGUUGAUAAUGUAACAAUUCCGAAAAAUACUGUCAUUAUGUCGUUGUUGUGGGCGAUUCAUCAAGAUCCAGAAGCGUGGAAAAACCCUGAAAAGUUUUACCCUGAGCGAUUUUUGAAUGACGAAGGGAGAUUUUGUCAACCUGAGUCGUUCAUGCCAUUUCUAGCUGGUAAAAGAAUGUGUGUUGGGAAAGAUCUGGGAAAUAUGAUAGUUUUUAUAUUUGUGUCUAGUCUUUUGCAAAAAUUUAAAUUGGAGGGUUGUAAUUCAGGUUUUGUAGAUCUGUCGUAUGACACUGGGUUAGCAAUAACGCCUAAACCACAAGAUUUGCUUUUUGUGAGGUUAUAAAUAAGUCCACUGACUUGUGUUUAUUUGCUAAAUAUUAUUUAUAGUUACGAGAAAUUAA
Messenger RNA from Zophobas morio, 1497 nucleotides. Its product is annotated as cytochrome P450 2K6-like. The transcript has 6 exons. Gene Ontology annotation, molecular function: oxidoreductase activity, acting on paired donors, with incorporation or reduction of molecular oxygen; iron ion binding; heme binding. The coding region runs from base 129 to 1439 and encodes 436 amino acids. The record is from RefSeq and is a predicted model, not a curated record. Lineage: Eukaryota; Metazoa; Arthropoda; Insecta; Coleoptera; Tenebrionidae.